This is a messenger RNA of Acanthochromis polyacanthus (spiny chromis), 5703 nucleotides long. Its product is annotated as transmembrane protein 47. The record is from RefSeq and is a predicted model, not a curated record. Bases 493 to 1041 code for a protein of 182 amino acids. NCBI's taxonomy places the organism in Eukaryota, Metazoa, Chordata, Actinopteri, Pomacentridae. Gene Ontology annotation, biological process: cell-cell adhesion. Gene Ontology annotation, cellular component: cell-cell junction; membrane. The transcript is spliced from 3 exons.
ACCCAUUUAAACUUUCAAGAAAGGAGAGGACACUGACAGAAAAUGGGCGUAUGGUUAGAAGAACUGGAUGGACUUUCACACCAUGGUACAGAUGUAAUUAAACAGGGUCUCUCUCUCUCUCUCUCUCUCUCUCUCUCUCUCUCUCUCUCUCUCUCUCUCUCUCUCUCUCUCUCUCUCUCUCUCUCUCUCUCUCUCUCUCUCUCUCUCUCUCUCUCUCUCUCUCUCUCUCUCUCUCUCUCUCUCUCUCUCUCUCUCUCUCUCGGACCCUGUAGCACCUGCUGAUCCCUCCGAGCCUUGACGUCAGCGCGGUAAACGAGCUCUCCGGUGCGCGGCGGCAGCGGUGCCCAGAGGCGCAGCGUCCGUCCAGCGCACAACGCAGGCGGCUGCGGCGGCGGCAGCAACAACAGCAGGAGCAGCAGUAGCAGCAUCCCGCAGACAGACCGUCUCACACCGGGACACACCGACACCCCUACAGGUUCUGAACCCUCCGCCAUGUCCUCUGCUGUUACCGAGACCGAGGAGUCUGCGCGCAGCUCCCCGCUGACGCCGCUCAAGCUGGUCGGGCUGGUGUGCGUCUUCCUGGCGCUCUGCUUGGAUGUCGGAGCCGUGAUGAGCCCGGCGUGGGUGACUGCUGACGACCAGUACUACCUUUCCCUGUGGGAGUCCUGCUGGAAACCAGUGAGCACCGAGGACUGGCAGUGCAGCAGCUCGCUGAGCUUCGACUGGCAAGUUGCUACCCUGGCCCUGUUGCUAGGGGGCGGAGCUCUGGUGCUGAUGUCAUUCCUGGUCGCUCUGGUUGCUGUAUGCAUCGGCACGAGACGGCAGUUCUACACACCCGUGGCCAUCAUGCUCUUUGCUGCAGUUGUCCUGCAGGCCUGCAGCUUGGUCCUCUACCCAAUCAAGUUCAUCGAGAGCAACAACCUGAGGAUCUACCAUGAGUUCAACUGGGGCUACGGCCUGGCUUGGGGGGGCACCAUCUUUUCCUUUGGAGGGGGAAUCCUCUACUGCCUCAAUCCCAAGAACUACGAGGAGUUCUACUAGCUCCGAUUCAAACCGGGAACCCUCUGGCCACCUGUAAGUCGAGGUGAAGAGGGGGUGAAGAGGGGGCUUUGGAUUGGGGGAACGGGGAGGGGGUUUUUCAUUGCCAGCUCAAUUCCCAAGAACUGUAAGGAAUACUGUACAUCAGAUUUGAGCCAAUAACUGUAUGACCACAUGCUUUGAGGAAUAAAACAAGUGGUCCAGAGGUUCCUUCCCUCAGUCAACAGACAUGUGAUUGCUGAGGCUAGGAGGUGUUUUGCACAGACUGUACUAUGUAGGGAGGGAUUGAGGGGUUGGGUAGGGUUUAUUCCCAGGACAGAGGACUGGCAACCCUGCAGUAACACAGGAUGGAGGUUCACGGCGAUGCCAACACCUCCAUUCCUAACUGCAAGAACUGCUGUUAUUGUGUUGUAGCAACCCAACCUAUCAACUCUGUUCCUUGGAAAACAGGAUCUCAGACUGGGAUGCUCUGGCUGUACGUUUACGCACACAUGUAACGACAAGUGUAUCUCUACAUGUUGACAUCAAAUCCUCGGGCUGGGUUUUUGCUCCCCAAUCAGCGUCUCGAGUGCAUCGCCAUCAGCGCUUAGCUAGGAGCUGUGUCGUUUGUUUUUCAGAGUUUCUUUAGAGCUCUUAAACUUUGACGAGGACGUGGAAGGGGAUCUGACGCUUUCAGUUACGCCUCAUAACUUUUCAUAAGUUUGAUAGAUUCCUCUCGAGGGGAAGGUAAGACGGGAUGGAAUAAAAUAAAGACACCCACUCAAUAUUCUGUUAUCGACCCACUUGUCUGUUACCGCGGCAACCCACAGGGUCUGGGCAUGCAGCUGUCAUGAUUGAUUAACUGUGGUCGGAGGUGUGAGACGGGACGGCGCUCAGCUGCCUCCAAGGGUCUGCUAAAUUUCGAUUGAGCUGAGGUUCUCCGCACCGUGACAAUCGGAGCAUCCUUCCAGCUCCUCUGCAUCCUGUUUGGGUGGAUAGGAAUGAAUCACAAGCAGUUACAGGCUAUUGUUAGUCAUGUUUACAUGCACACAUCUAUUGUAUAACUGUAAAAAAAAACCAACAUUUUACACUCUCAGAAAUCAAACAUGUUAAUAAAGAAGUACUUGUUGAUAGGAUUGCUGUCAAGGUAGCUUCUGAAAUAGGCAUCGGUGCAUUACUGCGCGCAUGUAAUCAGAUUAUUCAUCAACCGGAUCCAAUGAUAAGUUCAGACAAACUGCUGUCUCUUUGUUUACAGUAGAUGUCAGGGAUCAACGCUACGCCCAGAGUGUGUCGCUUUACAUGGAAAACAAGCAAAUGUCAGUAGCAGCCAGUAUCAAAUGUCACAACUAAUGGAUGCCAGAACAGAUGGAGACAAAAGUCAGGAUGGUGUCUUCCAUCAAAACAUCCCCACCUUUACAAAAAAGGAUGUGAUCAUCAUUACUUUCAUGUCCCAGCAGGCUGAUUUUAGUUUAAGUAGCAUUUAUCUGUUCUGCUGUUGGAUGGUUGCCACAGAUCCAAUGCAAUUUCUGGGUGGAAAGAGCAUUGGAGAAGCAAAUAUUGAUUUGAAGGUCUCGAUCGGGUAAUAAAGCAAAACUUUUGCUUUCAUUGUGCGAUAACCUAUUUAUGGUUUCUUUCUCCCUGUGUGCUGAAUUAAUUGGCUAACCCUGUGACCUCCUUUCUCCACUCUAUAAGCCGUACAGGGAUCAAGAACUCUUUCGCUGACAUUAAUGAAAUGCAAGUGGCCUCUUGUGUUUUCUGCUACAUAUUUACUGCAAAGUUGUCAAGAAACCGUCACCCUAAAAUACACCGUUUAUUCUAUAUCAACUGGCAUGAUGACAAGAAUAAUUGCUUCUAUUUUCGUUGAGGAAAAAUGGUUGUUUUUUGUUUUUUUUUGUCACUGCUGCCUGUCAGUACUGCAGCGUUGCUUCUGGAAUCGGCUCGUGCAAGGAUAUUUACGACUCCGAGUUGAUCCCACUGGGAGACCGAUGGGCAACACUUUACAUCAUAACUCAUAUAUUUCAUUGUAUUCAUAGGGAAUGUACACAGUAUUAAUAAAACACUUACAGAUAUAAACAAGGUCAUGGGAAACUGAGACGUCAACUUUGUAUUUAAGAGUCACUUUAACAUUCAAUGUAAUUGUUUACAGUAGAUGUUCAGGGUGCAGUGAUAGUACUAGGUCAUUUAUUUUACCUAAAAACUAAAUAACUGUUGGAAAUACUGACUAUCAUAAAGGAAUUGUUGGAUAUUUUGGGAAAUAUGCUUAUUUGCUUUCUUGCCAAGAGUGAGAUGAAAAGAAUAUCACUCUUAGCGACUAAAAACAGCUAACUGACGCAAAAUAUACACUACUCUUCAAAAGUUUGGGGUCAACCAGGCAAUUUCGUGUUUGUGUGAAAACUCACAUUUUUUUCAAGUGCUAACAUAACUGCACAAGGGUUUUCUAAUUAUCAGUGAGCCUUUCAACAGCAUUAGCUAACACAAUGUAGCAUUAGAACACAGGAGUGAUGGUUGCUGGAAAUGUUCCUCUGUACCCCUAUGGAGAUAUUCCAUUAAACAUUUCCAGCUAGAAUAGUCAUUUACCACAUUAGCAAUGCCUAGACUGGAUUUCUGAUUCAUUUGAUGUGUUUUUUUUUUGGGAUGGGCCGAUAUUACUGGCAUAAAAAUGUAAUAUCGGUCAAUAUCUUUAUCGUUUUUUUUGCCUCUCAUGAAAUAAUAACGAUAAAAUAACGCCUGGAUUUCGCCAGCAUUUACCAGGCACAAAUGACAUUGUUAAAGUUCAGGCUUACAGAGCGAGGGAGGGAGAGUGAACUGUUGUUUGAGACAAUUAAAGAAACCUAUAUGGCAUUUUUUUCCCCCCAUAACUGAAGUUGAAGUACUUUUCUUAUUUUGCACAAACAGUGUUUACAUUUGGAAAGUCUUGUUGCAUUUGAGAAUACAUCCAGUGGGGCAUCACAAUAAAAUUAGGCAUGAUGUGUUAAUUUCCCAGCAGGACAUAAGUAAUGUUACCUAAAAUUAGUUAAAUAGCCCACAUAUAUUAGUAUCGGUUGAGAUCGGAAUCAGAAAUUGAGAGUUGGACGAUAUCGGCAUAUCAGUUAUUGGCAAAAAAUUCGAUAUCAGACAUCCCUAGUUAUUUUCAUUGAGAAAAAAAAAAUAUUUUCUUUCAAAAAUAAGGACAUUUCUAAGUGACCCCAAACUUUUGAAUGGUAGUGUAUGUGUGCCACUAAAUCUGAAGGUCACCAAGGCUAACUGUUUCCCGUCAUAUUACCCAUGCCAUAUGGGUAACUUGGCUAACAGUACCCAUAUCUGACUGGUAACUCAUGGCCAUAAAGAGGUAGUUAGUGGCCAGUAUGGAUUGAAACCACAUACAACACACUUCACAAGGCUACUGAGGCCACCAUAACCCUCAUGGUGUAAAUUCACAGUGUAUAUUCCCAUCUGUGAUAUCGAUCUGAUGGGCGUUGAAGGUAGGGCGCACAUAAAAUCCUAAACUUCAUAGCCUCUUUGUGAUCUUUUUUUAAUUUACUACCUAGUUUCAACAGAAACCGUGCUGGUGUCUGAUUAGUCGUCCCAGCUUUAGAGGUCAGCGGGUGCUUUUCAGGAUGCGUUCUUGACAGUUUGAAGGAUGUCACGGCUUCACUGUGCUCAGUCGGGUAAUGGAUGAAGAACUCUGUGACUGUGAAGCUUCAUCACCACCAGUAUGAUAUUUGGUAUGCCCACUGCUGUAUUUACUAUUGUAUGAUCACUGCUUAAUAAGGGUGUUUCUGCUACCUAGAAAAAUGUCUCUGUGCUUUGGUGGAGUAGAGGAGUCUUAUGCACUAACACUGCAACAGACCCGGGUUAAAACACACAGGAAUAGCUUAAUGGAAGCAUUAAAGUCAAAAAAAUGUGUUACAAAGCGACUGUGCAGAUUUCAACUAUUCGGUGCCAGUGCUGGUCUCUCUAAACGAGCCUGCCAGAUAGCUUCAGAUCAAAGGCUUUGUUUCGUCAGGUAGAAUCACACACAUCCUUAAUCUGGGAUUCAAAGUGAUGAUACUACAUUUUGAAACUGCAGAAAAGAACGCAUGCUGAUUUCUAACAAUGCUUUUCAAGUCGUUUGGAUUCCCUCACAUUGUAAUUAUGAGCCCCUGAUUCUAAACGACGGUGCAAAUGUGUUCGCAGCAGUUUCAAAAAUGACCUACAUGCUUUGAUUUUUAAUGAAGUCCAUCAGUACAGUUCUGGAUAAAUAGGACUCUCGGUGUAAUCUCAUACGGGGAACUACUCAUGCUUGGUGACAGCGACAACAAAAGCAAAACAAAACCCAGCGCUUCAGUAAAAUAUUCCUCCUAAUUAAAGUAUUUGGGUUUCUGACCUGUGUUGGUACCUUGUGUGUUUUAGCCCAGGUCUGACUCGUAGCUAUUAGCAUUUGUUUAUUUAUUAAUUUAAUGAUGAAACGUAGAGGCUCGUAAACAGAGACAGCUCUGUUUUAUGCAUCAUCUCCCAGUAGGCUGGAGAGAAACGCUGUCUAAUGAUGUGCAUAGGGAUUUAGGAUGUGUGUGUGUGUGUGGAUGACAGUAGAAGAGUGAAAAAGUGUGUCUGACAGAGAGAAAGAGUGUGUGUGUGUGUGUUGGCAUGUUUUAGAUGCCAUUGUAGAGAUGUCAGUAAUCAGCAUUUAUCUCUUUGUACGUUGACACAUUAAAGCACUGAACAGAA